Molecule: messenger RNA, 2465 nt
Organism: Anguilla rostrata (American eel)
Lineage: Eukaryota; Metazoa; Chordata; Actinopteri; Anguilliformes; Anguillidae
Gene: alox12
Product: arachidonate 12-lipoxygenase
Exons: 15
Coding region: 111-2120 (669 amino acids)
Biological process (GO): hepoxilin biosynthetic process; linoleic acid metabolic process; arachidonate metabolic process
Molecular function (GO): protein binding; iron ion binding; arachidonate 12(S)-lipoxygenase activity
Source: RefSeq, a predicted model, not a curated record
UGAAUAAAUGGAGGUUGAGGUUGAAACAAGCUGCUGUUACUGGUUUAAGAGACCGUUCCAUUUCUUACGUUGGCAAUUUUCUCAACUGAGUGUUCUUUUGAAGCUGCAAGAUGAAGUACAAGGUAACUGUGGCAGUUGGAACUUCUAAGUAUUCAGGAACCAGAAACUGCGUGUAUGUGACCUUGGUGGGCAAGAAGGGCAAAAGUGAGAGGACCAUACUGGACAAUUUUGGUCUGGAUCUCUGUAGAGGAGCUACAGAUGAGUACAUAGUGUGCAGUGAUGCCUCCCUUGGCCAGUUGCUUCUGGUAAGCCUAGAAAAGCAAAGCCACUGGGUGGAGGACAGCUUCUUCUGUCGCUAUGUAACUGUGAAGACUCCAGAUGGCAGCGGUGUAUUUGCCUUCCCCUGUUACCGCUGGCUCACUGGAGAUGUGGUCUUGGAGCUGCGAGAGGGCACAGCAAAGAAGCUCAGUGAUGAUUCCUUACCACUGUUAUUGGCACACAGAGCAAGAGAGCUGCAAGAAAGACAGAAAAUAUACCGGUGGAAGUCAUUUGCCCCAGAUAUGCCCAAAUGCAUUGAUGUUGAAACAGAGAAAGACCUCCCUGCGGAUGUGCGUUUUGAUGAUGAGAAAAGAAGUGACUUUAAAUCUUCACUGUAUAUCGCGUUGGGAGAGCUGGCCCUGAAGGAACUAUCCAUAAAAUUUGGAGAGUCUUGGGAUGAUCUUGAUGACUUCAAGCGCACAUAUUGGAAAAUUAGAAGUCCUGUUUCUGAGUAUGCAAUGAACCACUGGACAGAGGACUGGUUCUUUGGCUACCAGUUCCUGAAUGGCCCAAACCCACGCUUUAUCAGACGCUGCUCUGAGGUGCCAGCAAACUUUCCUGUCACAGCAGACAUGGUGCAGAGCACUCUGGGGGAACACACCUCGCUGGACCAAGAGAUUAAGGCAGGAAAUAUAUACCAAGUGGAUUACGCCAUUUUGGAUGGUAUACCUCCCAAUGUGAUAGAAGGCGUGAAACAGUAUUUGGCUGCUCCCCUCUGUCUCCUCUAUGACCAUCCUGAGCGUGGAUUCAUCCCUCUGGCAAUACAGUUGGGACAGACUUCAGGUGUGGACACACCUAUAUUCUUGCCUAGCGACCCACCUUUGGCCUGGCUCCUGGCCAAAAUCUGGGUUCGUCAUGCAGAGUUCCAGGUGUUCCAGGUGCUGUCUCACCUGCUGCGUACUCACCUGUUGAUAGAAGUGUUCUGUAUGACUACACACCGCCAGCUGCCUGCUGUGCACCCUAUCUACAAGCUGCUAAGCCCUCAUCUGCGCUAUACCCUGGAGAUAAACGCUCGAGGACGGAUUCAGCUCAUGUCUUCUGACGGAGUCAUGGCAAAGGUGGCAUCCACAGGUGGGGAAGGACUUAUGAUCCUGGCUCAGCGGGAGUAUAAGUUUCUGACAUACAGAUCCCUCCAACCAAAGCUUGAUUUCCAUGACCGUGGUGUAACAAAGUUGAAAGGCUACCACUACAUGGAGGACAGCAUGAUGAUGUGGGAUUCCAUCCACAGAUUUGUCUCAGGUGUGGUGUCUCUGUAUUAUGCCAGUGACGCCGAGGUGCUCCACGACUCUGAGCUUCAGGCCUGGGUACAGGACAUUACUCAGGAGGGAUAUGAGCAUAUCCCUAAAUUUGGUUUAUCAAGUGAGCUGACGAGCAGGGAGGAGCUGAUCACCCUUCUGAGUGUGGUGAUCUUCACCGCUUCUGCACAGCAUGCUGCCACAAAUAAUGGACAGUUUGACUGGUGUGCCUGGGUUCCCAACACCCCCUGCACCAUGCGCUGCCCUCCUCCGAUUGACAAGGAUGCAGUCACCAUGGAGAUGAUCAUGAACAGCCUCCCUGAUAUGAGCCAAACCUGUUUCGAGAUGGCAUUUGCUUGGCAUUUGAGCCGACCCCAGCCUGAUGCGAUCCCCAUCGGUCAGUAUGUGGAAGAGCACUUUACUGAACCUCAGGCACAGGAGCUGAUAAAAAGCUUCCAACAGGAGCUGCAUGACAUAGAGAAGAAGAUCAUGAAGAAGAAUGAAGGUCUGGAGUUGCAGUACCUGUACUUGUGUCCCAGCCGCAUAGAGAACAGCAUUACCAUAUAGAUUCCAUAGUCAAAUUCAUUCAUUCAGUUAAAAUAAAUCAAUUGGUUAGCCCCAGAUUUGUAAACUGACAGGACACAGCUGAUAAUUCAGCCACAAUUUCCAAAGAAGUAUUGGUAAGCCAUCAAAGCCCUUAUGUGAGUUUUAAAUUAAAGUGAUUACCUUGUCUGUUACCCUCUGACAGUCUGCAGUAUUUAGACAAUCUUGGGACUAUUUCACAGUACUUUCUAUAGGACUGAAUAGUAACUGGCCCCCCACCUAAACAUUAUCAAUAUGUAUGAUAGUCCUUUAUAAAGGUACAGUAUGUAGGGUCAAUGAAAUAAAGUGAAAUGAGGACCAUAAAAUCAA